This is a messenger RNA of Charadrius vociferus (killdeer), 855 nucleotides long. RefSeq names its product ceroid-lipofuscinosis, neuronal 8 (epilepsy, progressive with mental retardation) (gene CLN8). Gene Ontology annotation, biological process: lipid homeostasis. The record is from RefSeq and is a predicted model, not a curated record. Lineage: Eukaryota; Metazoa; Chordata; Aves; Charadriiformes; Charadriidae. Gene Ontology annotation, cellular component: membrane; endoplasmic reticulum.
AUGAAUCCUACAAAUGAUGAUCCGGUGUUUGGGACCAUUUUUGACUGGGACUAUCUUUUAUGGGAAGUUCGUUUGACAUUUUUAGCUGCUGGUUUUUUAAUCUACCUGGGAGUAUUUCUUCUGUCUCACUGGUUGUCUUCAUGGAUAAGUACCACUUAUCGUGCCUUGUAUGCAAAGGAGAAGGUGUUUUGGAAUAUGGCGGUCACACGUGGUGUGUUUGGACUUCAGAGUUGUGUUGCUGGAUUAUGGGCUUUGCUCAUAGAUCCUGUUUUUCAUGCUGACAAAGUGUAUUCACAGCAAAAGUGGAGUUGGUUUAACUGUUUAAUAGCUGCUGGAUUUUUCUUGCUUGAAAAUGUAGCUGUUCACGUGUCCAACAUUAUUUUUAGAACAUUUGAUGUGUUUGGUAGUUCAUCACUUGCUUGCUUUUGGUGGCUUGGCUGGUCUAGUAAUAAUGUGAAAUCUGGACAUUAUCUGCCUUUAAUGGGAAUGUUGCUGGAGAUGAGUACUCCCUCAACGUGCAUUUCCUGGAUGCUUCUAAAGGCUGGCUGUGCUAAUACCUUUUUCUGGAAGGCAAACCAGUGGGUGAUGAUCCACCUGUUUCACUGCCGCAUGAUUCUUACUUAUCACAUGUGGUGGGUGUGCAUUUUCAAUUGGAAUUCUGUGGUAGAAAAUCUGGGACUUCUUCAUUUUAUUGUGUUAUUCUCGGGAUUAUUUGCUGUUACUUUAAUACUUAACCCAUACUGGACAUACAAAAAAACUCAGCAACUGCUCAGCCCGACUGACUGGAACUUUGAAACUAAAGCAACGGAAAAUGGAAAAUUAAAUGGCGAAACACAUCAGAAGAAGAGGAUAUAA